UCCGCACAGGUGGUCGCGCCGGUCCCCGCCGCAAUGUCGACUAAAGUUCUCCUGAUCCUCUUGGGCACGCUGGUAAUCUUUCCGUGCAUUGAAGGACCUCAAGUUGAAUCAGAGGAGGGAUCCUCUGCCAGUGCUGAUAAGGUCUAUGGCCCAAAGCCCCAGCCUCCUGAAAAGGACCUCUCCUCUGAAGAAAUAAAGCCCACUGCUGUUGGUACCCAUAAGAAACUUGGCAAAAUGCCAACAGCCACGGAAAUCCUGGAUGGCAUCUUCCAUAACUAUGACUACAAACUGCGCCCUGGCAUUGGAGAGAGACCCACUGUGGUCACCGUCGAACUGUCUGUCAACACCCUUGGGCCUCUCUCUAUCAUGGACAUGGAAUACACCAUUGACAUCACCUUCUGCCAGACUUGGUAUGACGAACGCCUUCGUUUCAAUGGCAGCUUUGAGAGCUUUGUUCUGAGUGGCAACUUGGUGAGCCUGCUGUGGGUCCCAGACACCUUUUUUAGGAAUUCUAAGAGGACCCAUGAGCACUCAAUCACCAUGCCCAACCAGAUGGUCCGCAUCCACAAGGAUGGCAAGGUGUUGUACACCAUCAGGAUGACCAUUGAGGCUGGAUGCUCACUCCACAUGCUCAAAUUUCCAAUGGACUCUCACUCUUGCCCUCUGUCUUUCUCUAGCUUUUCCUAUCCUGAGAAUGACCUAAUCUACGAGUGGGAAAAUUUCACGCUUAAGAUCAAUGAGAGUAAUUCCUGGAAGCUCUUCCAGUUUGACUUUACAGGAGUGAGCAACACGACUGAAACUGUUACAACCCUGGCUGGUGAUUUCAUAGUCAUGACGCUUUACUUCAACGUGAGCAGGCGAUUUGGCUUUGUGGCCUUUCAUAACUAUGUUCCUUCCUCUGUGACCACAAUGGUCUCCUGGAUUUCCUUUUGGAUCAAGAAAGAGUCUGCUCCAGCCAGGACUUCUCUAGGGAUCACCUCUGUACUCACCAUGACCACUUUGGGCACUUUCUCGCGGAAGAAUUUCCCACGCGUGUCCUAUAUCACAGCCUUGGAUUUCUACAUUGCCAUCUGCUUCGUCUUCUGCUUCUGUGCUCUGAUGGAGUUUGCUGUGCUCAACUUCCUGACCUACAACCGGACGGCGCCCCGUGGUUCUCCCAUACUUCGCCAUCCUCGUGCCACGAUCCGUGUCCGCAUCCCUGUCACUGAGCAUCCGGAAGCUUUUGUGUGCGACAUUGAGGACUCCGAGGAGGACGAGUCGGGGGAGAGUGAGGAAGAUGAAGGCCCAUCCUGCCCAGCCCAGCAGGCCGCCAGGCCAAGCCGCCUCCGGCGCUCUGCUGGCUGCAGCAGGUGGUGCGAUAAGUACUGCUGCAUGGUCCCCACUUGUGACGCCAGCAGCUGGCAGCAGGGCCGCCUCUUCAUCCAUGUCUACCGCUUGGAUAACUACUCACGAGUGAUUUUCCCAGUCACCUUCUUCUUCUUCAAUGUGAUCUAUUGGCUUGUUUGCCUUAAUCUGUAG
Budorcas taxicolor (takin) is the source of this 1518-nucleotide messenger RNA. It is a transcript of the gene GABRE, whose product is annotated as gamma-aminobutyric acid type A receptor subunit epsilon. Gene Ontology annotation, cellular component: GABA-A receptor complex; postsynapse; neuron projection. Lineage: Eukaryota; Metazoa; Chordata; Mammalia; Artiodactyla; Bovidae. The transcript is spliced from 9 exons. Gene Ontology annotation, biological process: regulation of postsynaptic membrane potential; signal transduction; monoatomic ion transmembrane transport. The record is from RefSeq and is a predicted model, not a curated record. Gene Ontology annotation, molecular function: inhibitory extracellular ligand-gated monoatomic ion channel activity; transmitter-gated monoatomic ion channel activity involved in regulation of postsynaptic membrane potential; GABA-gated chloride ion channel activity. The coding region runs from base 34 to 1518 and encodes 494 amino acids.